Podospora pseudopauciseta is the source of this 1051-nucleotide messenger RNA. RefSeq lists its product as uncharacterized. The transcript is spliced from 3 exons. The record is from RefSeq and is a predicted model, not a curated record. Lineage: Eukaryota; Fungi; Ascomycota; Sordariomycetes; Sordariales; Podosporaceae. Gene Ontology annotation, cellular component: mitochondrial outer membrane. The coding region runs from base 80 to 652 and encodes 190 amino acids. Gene Ontology annotation, biological process: small GTPase-mediated signal transduction; mitochondrion organization. Gene Ontology annotation, molecular function: GTPase activity; GTP binding.
AAACACCUGUGGCGCGCUAUAUGACCUUUGGGAACCGCUUCAAUCAUCUCAGCUGGUCUCAUCAUGUCACUCACAUACAAUGGAAGAACAAACCAUCACCAUCCUUCUGCUAGGAGAUGAGAAAUGCGGCAAAACUACAUUUUUAUCACGGAUCAGCCAGGGCCGUCCAAAUCUCCAAGGCAAUGUUCCAAUCACCAUGCUGAGGGAUAUGGACCAACCCUUUGUGUUUGAUAUCCGCUCCCGAAAAGGACAGUACCGCUUCGAGUUUUUCGAUACAUCCAGCCCUGAAAGCUGGAAACUGCUCCGACCAGACCUCGUAAUCAUCUGCUAUGACAUCAGCCAGCGGUUGAGCCUCAUCAACCUCCAGCGAGUCUGGGUAAAGGAGGUGCGGGCGACAUUCAACCAUGAUCGUCUGCCGAUGCUCGUGUUGGGUUUAAAGAGGGACUUGCGCUCCGAGGAUGAUCCAAAUGGAAUCAUAUAUCCGCAAGAAGCAUAUGUUCGCGCCCAAGAAAUGCGCGCAGACAAAUACAUGGAAUGUUCUGCUGUAACAGGCGAGCUUCUCCCUGAGGUAUUUGACGACAUAUGUAGUACAGCUCUGAAGUCGACGUCGGAGGAGGGCGGGCAGAGCGAAGGGGGGUGCGCCAUCAUGUAACAAUCCUCAAACACACUGACGCGACGCAGUGCGUGCCGUUCGUCGAAAUUUAUGCGCCGUUGGUAGUCUCAACAGACUGAACUGCGUCUCCAUCCUCAGCGCCUUCCUCGCCUUCUUCUUCUUCAGGCUCGGGGUCAUCUUGUCCAAGGACCUCGAUAACGAGAUCAACGAGUUGCUGCUGCUCCUCUUCCGUGUACCGGUCCUCGAGCGACUCGACAAUUAUAGCCAAAACUGGGAUGUUGGUCGGUCGCACGUCGAAAAUGGCGAGACCUUCGGCCUUGGUGAUGUCGGGAAACUUCUCCGCCAGCUUCUCGCAGAGCAAUUCGAGGGUGGUUUGGCUGUAGUGCUGUUUCUCCUUUUGGUCGUGCAGCGGGUAUGGCUUCGUCUCCAAAUACUCGA